Cucurbita pepo subsp. pepo (vegetable marrow) is the source of this 1259-nucleotide messenger RNA. NCBI's taxonomy places the organism in Eukaryota, Viridiplantae, Streptophyta, Magnoliopsida, Cucurbitales, Cucurbitaceae. The record is from RefSeq and is a predicted model, not a curated record.
CAUCAAAUGUGCAGUGCACACCUGAAAUUGAAAAGAAAUAUGUGCAUCGUGUUUAUGAUGCCAUUGCUCCCCAUUUUAGUUCAACUCGAUUUGCAAAGUGGCCAAAAGUUGCAUCCUUUUUAUCAUCGUUACCUCUAGGGUCCCUCGUCCUGGAUGCUGGCUGUGGUAAUGGAAAGUACUUGGGUUUUAAUCCCAACUGCUUUUUCAUUGGAUGUGAUAUUAGUGCCCAACUUAUCAAAAUUUGUGAUGAGAGGGGGCAUGAAGUUUUGGUGGCUGAUGCAGUAAAUCUUCCUUACAGAACUGGUUUUGGCGAUGCAGCGAUCUCUAUAGCUGUAUUACAUCAUCUAAGUACUGAAAACAGGAGGAGGAAAGCAAUCGAAGAAUUAAUCCGUGUUGUCAAGAAAGGUGGCCUAGUUUUAAUAACAGUCUGGGCUGUUGAACAAGAGGAUAAAUCUUUAUUGACGAAAUGGAUGCCACUUUCAGAGAAGUAUGUUGAUGAGUGGGUUGGACCAGGUAGUCCGCGUGUUCGUAGUCCAUCGUCGUUGGCACUUGAAAGCAUUCCUGAAAUGAAUGAGAAUCAUGCAGGUGUUUCCCUAAAGGAUUCCAAGGAAAACUUCACUGGAAGCAAGCCAGAAAAUAAACCUCUACCCUCUCGGAGUGGAAAUGAUUUUAUGAAUUGUAAUGAUGAAAACUUGUUGAAGAUCCAGCAAGAAUAUUUUGUCCCAUGGCACUUACCUUAUCAUCGUGCAGAAGUCAGUGGGUCGUCUGCCAGUGCCCUUGCUAGUGGUUUGGCAAAGAAGGAUGAUAAGAAAGCUGCUGUUGUGUAUAACAGAUACUAUCAUGUUUUCAGUGAAGGCGAGCUUGAAAGGUUGGUGUCUGGUAUGGACGAUGCGGUAGUGGUUGAUCGAUUUUAUGACAAAUCAAACUGGUGUGUAGUUCUUGAGAAAACAGUGUGAGCAAUGAAAUGAGGUAUUAUGAAGAUGAUUCAAUCUUGCCUGCUUGUUGUGCCAACUCAAACCGUGCUGAAGAUGGUCUAUGGAGUUGUAUCACUGUUGCUAUCUCGGCUUUGUUUUCAUCGUCCAGUCAUAGUUUGGGGGUAGCAAUCUCUGCAGGCUCUUUAGCCAAAAAAUGCUGUCACUGUUAAGGAUUUACGAUUGUGUAUUAUGAUUAAUAAGGCGGUGGAUUGCCCUUUAAUUCAGUUCUAAAUUGUUUGUGUUGAAAAGGUUGGGCUUCUAUAUAAUAAAUUUUUGUUUCUGCUA